CAUUGCGCAUGCGCGACAUUACAGUGGCACUCUGUAGAAUGAAUUAGACUCAAAACGACGAAUAUGCAGAAAAAGAGGAAAUAUAGCGCUUCACUGUGUACGUCGGUUUUAACAAAAACAGGGUCUUAGCGGUUAGGCAUAAUUUUCGAAAAGGUCCGACAUGGAUGUUUACACAGCACGUGCUCAUCAUGGUAGAGACCGGAAGUCCGCAUUCUCGCAAGAGAACUAAAACAAAGUACACUUCAUAGUCAACAACGGCAUUUUGUUAUAUAUUUUAAGAUGCCAGGCUUUGAACUGGAGCAGGUAGACGGUGACAGUCCCAUUGACUUGCCCUAUGGAGAAACUAUUUUGGGGAGAGGACCAUUUCUUGGAGUGAGUGAUAAGAGGGUGUCGAGGAACCACGGCAUUCUGGAGAACCAAAAUGGUCAGCUGCGUCUGAAGCCCACACACCUGAAUCCAUGUUUUAUUCAGACGAACAUUGUGGCCACCCCUCAACCACUAGAGAAAGACCAGUGGCACUCUCUGCGGGAGGGAGACAUCUUCUCUCUCAUGCCUGGGAAGUAUGUGUACAGAGUGCACGUCAAGGAAGAGUUUGGGACCCUCAGAAACAGUCAGAUGUUUGAGGAGGAGAUGGAAGUGGAGAAGUGUCUGACUGAACCAGCAGAACUCUCUGAAGGGUCAGCCAAACUUCAGGCCAAGACCCAGAGCUCCACAUUCCCAGGAUAUGCAGAGGAGGGUGCUUCACACACUUUUUGCUCUCUAAAUGAGGAACCCACGGUGAGCAAACGGGAGUCUGAUCUGCCACAGAAGAAGCGUGUCCUGCCAGCCUGGAUGAUGACUUUAGCUUCAGCUACCAAAAGCCCAUCAUCUGCCAAAGCAGAUGCUAGCAGCUCAGUGAGAGGGACCCCUACUCAACGCAAACGGGCAGCUGCAUCCAAACGUGCAGCUGGACCCAAGCGGGCUCGCACUGCACAACUUUCAUCUGAGGAAGAGGAGGAUAGGGAGGAGAUGCCCACAAGGAAAGCAAAGAGACUGAAGAGUGAUUCUGAAGAUGAGUCAGAAACUCUGCAGGGUGCUACAACACCCCAGAGCAGUAAAGUGGCAUCAGUCCUGGAUGAACCGAGUCAGGAGUCGGACAGCAAUGGUUUAAUGAAGUGUGAUGAUGGGAAGAGAAGAGGAGUUGACCCUGCAGUCGAUAUCAGACAAGGAGCUCAAGCUGAAGACUCAAAGACACAAGCAGAAGAUUCCGGUGAUUCACAGGUCAAUCAGGGACCCUCACAAACAGGAUUUAAAAGGUCAAAGGUUACGGAGUCCGAGUGCAAAACAAGUAUCAGUAAGGUGAAAAAACGACGGCGGACACCUUGUCCUUACGGCGGCUCCUGCUACAGGAAAAAUCCUGUCCACUUCCAGGAGAGCAGUCACCCUGGAGACAGCGACUAUGAGGAAGAGGAAGCAGAUGAUGAUGGUGAUGAUGACAGGCCAGAGUGCCCGUAUGGAACCCACUGCUACAGGAAGAAUCCUCUGCACAAGAAAGAGUACAAACACACUAAAUCUCCUCCCAAGAAUUCUCCUGAUGAUGAGGAUGAAGAUCAUUAUGACGACAGUUUUAUUAAUGAUGAGAGCGAAGAAGAGGAAGUGGAUGAAGACUCAGACUACGUGCCGGAAUCAGACGACAGUGGAAAAGAGGACAUUAAGCGGCUGCAGAAAGAAGCAAAAGCAUUUCUCAGGAAGAAGAAAUAGCUUCUUUAUUUGGGAUACAUUCUAUGAAAUCAAAUAGUGUCCUUCACCCAAACCUCAAAGACUAAGAAGCAGUCGGGUGUUUGACAGACACCGGUCCUCGGUGGCAUUACAUCUGUAUAUUCAGUUUUAAAUCUUUUAGAUUGAGUCAUUUGGCCCUUUUUUCAGUUUAGACACUGCGGUAAUUUUUUAUACCUAUUCUUAGUGUAAAAAUAUAGUUCACCCAAAAAUGAAAGAAUUGUCGUCAUUUACUCAACCUCAUGUCGUUCCACCCUGUAUUAUUUUCUUCCAUGAAACACAAAAGGGGAUGUUAGGCAGAAUGUCUGAGCAGCACUUUUCCAUUCCAUGGACUACUUUUAUGAUGAUUUUUGGAGGUUGACAGUAAAAAUCACAGAAGACAGAAAGUCAUACAGGUUUUGAAUGACAUGAGGGGGAGGGGAGUAAAUGAUGACAAUUCUUAUUAUUGAGUAAACUAUCCCUUUUUAAGUUGCAUAGAACUUUACUUUUUGUUCUUAGCAAUCUAAUGGGGCUUGGCAAAAAGUUUUUUUUUUUUCUUUUUUUAAAGAGCAAAUUGUACUUUGAAAUUUCUGUCCUUAUUUCACCCUUUGUCUGUUUUUUUUCAUUGUAUGAAUUCAAUUAAUUACAGUUGUGUGGGCUUUUAUUUA
Messenger RNA from Myxocyprinus asiaticus (Chinese sucker), 2402 nucleotides. Its product is annotated as aprataxin and PNK-like factor. The record is from RefSeq and is a predicted model, not a curated record. Gene Ontology annotation, molecular function: 3'-5' exonuclease activity; protein binding; DNA-(apurinic or apyrimidinic site) endonuclease activity. NCBI's taxonomy places the organism in Eukaryota, Metazoa, Chordata, Actinopteri, Cypriniformes, Catostomidae. Gene Ontology annotation, biological process: double-strand break repair. The transcript has 11 exons. Bases 280 to 1740 code for a protein of 486 amino acids. Gene Ontology annotation, cellular component: site of double-strand break; nucleus.